Pseudovirgaria hyperparasitica is the source of this 507-nucleotide messenger RNA. RefSeq lists its product as uncharacterized. The coding region runs from base 1 to 507 and encodes 168 amino acids. NCBI's taxonomy places the organism in Eukaryota, Fungi, Ascomycota, Dothideomycetes, Acrospermales, Acrospermaceae. The transcript has 2 exons. The record is from RefSeq and is a predicted model, not a curated record.
AUGCCUCUGAAUUCAUCCGGCGCAUUGCUUCUGGGCCUCAAUGAACGCCAAAACGUCCACUUGCAGUCACUCCUAUUACAAAUAACGAUCAUGGCAUCGAAUCCUCUUACACAAGACUCCAGCAUAGCUGACAAAUUACUACUGCCAGACUCCUGGGAUUCACACCUCCAUGUAAUCGACGCAGGUACAACUAUCCUGUUAGGAAUCACGCUGUAUCUGCUGACCAUAGCUAUAGGACACGCUAUUUCUGAAGGCAGGAUCGGGAACACUGUCCAUGUUUGCAUUGUAACUGCAUCAAUGUGCGGAGCGGAUAAAAGUAUCAUCCUUGAUACGCUCUCAAAGCUCAAAGGUCGCAGCAGUGCCGUCGUCACCAUCGAUCCGAGAACAGUCGCCGACAUCGAGCUCGAUAACAUGCACAGACAUAGCGUUCGAAGAAUCCGCAUAAACCUGAAGAUUAUCAAUGCCAACCCAACGAAGCAAGACAGCCCGACUAUUUGCACACUCUGA